CGCACGCACGAGCGGGUGCGCCCGGCGCGCCUAUUUAUGCGCCCGAGCGCGCAGUGUGAGCGCCGCACUAGGGCACUGCUGCUUGCUCACUCCGCGGAGCCGUGGCGUGGCGUCGCAGCAGGGCCGGCUCCCGUGCCACUCCGACCGAGACCGCAGGCGCGUGCGAGAAAUACCAGAGCCGGAGCCGCGGAGCGCGAGGACGAUGGGGCGGAUCCCGUGCUGCGAGAAGGACAGCGUCAAGCGCGGGCAGUGGACGCCCGAGGAGGACAACAAGCUGCUCUCCUACAUCACCCAGUACGGCACGCGUAACUGGCGCCUCAUCCCCAAGAAUGCCGGAUUGCAGCGGUGCGGGAAGAGCUGCCGGCUCCGGUGGACCAACUACCUGCGGCCGGACCUCAAGCACGGCGAGUUCACGGACGCCGAGGAGCAGACCAUCAUCAAGCUGCACUCCGUCGUCGGCAACAGGUGGUCGGUGAUCGCGGCGCAGCUGCCGGGGCGGACGGACAACGACGUCAAGAACCACUGGAACACCAAGCUGAAGAAGAAGCUGUCCGGGAUGGGCAUCGACCCCGUCACGCACAAGUCCUUCUCCCACCUCAUGGCCGAGAUCGCCACCACGCUGGCGCCGCCGCAGGUGGCGCACCUCGCCGAGGCCGCGCUGGGUUGCUUCAAGGACGAGAUGCUCCACCUCCUCACCAAGAAGCGGCCCACCGACUUCCCUUCCCCCGCGGUGCCCCCCGACAUGGCGACGAUCGCCGGCGGCUCCGGCGCGGGCGCUCUCGGCGCGCCGCCCUGCGGCUUCCCGGCGCCGCCCCAGACCGACGACACCAUCGAGCGCAUCAAGCUGGGCCUGUCGCGCGCCAUCAUGAGCGAGCCCGGCGCGCCCCCAGGCAAGCAGCAGCAGCCGCCCUGGGCGCCGGCCGACGUGACAGAGGGGCUGGCGGGGAUGUACGCCACGUACAACCCCGCCACGCACGCGCAGGAGGAGUUCAGGUACGACAACGGGGCGGUGCCGGAGUACGUCCUCGGAGGCGCCGGCGCCGGCGGCGACGCGGACCAGGGCACGUCCAUGUGGAGCCACCAGAGCAUGUACAGCGGGAGUUCGGGCACAGAGGCCGCGCCCAGGCCGAUGGCGGCGUUGCCGGAGAAAGGCAAUGACAGCGUCGGGAGCAGCGGCGGCGGCGGCGGCGGCGGCGGCGACGAGGAGGCGGACGACGUCAAGGACGGCGGGAAGGGUGGCUCCGACAUGUCCGGCCUCUUUGGCUCCGACUGUGUACUCUGGGACUUGCCCGACGAGCUAACCAAUCACAUGGUGUAACUACAGUCUACAGAUCGUGCCAAGUCGCCAGGAUCAAAGAGCGUUUCAUCAAGGAGUAUAUAUAUAAACUUAAAAAGAAGCACCAGAACAAAUUAUUGCCAAAAUGUUUUAUAAACUUGAAUAAGGAAUAUGAAAAUCGUGUAUAUAUUUUUGCCAUUUGACAAGGAUAAGAAUGUGCAUAUAGAACCGAGGAGACCAUGCAAUUUUAGUUUUGGAAUCCUCUGUUUCAGGGGCUGGUGCUCAGAGUAAUGACAGUUCAACUGCAAAACCUCAAAUUGUUUUGUCCAU
This is a messenger RNA of Sorghum bicolor (sorghum), 1606 nucleotides long. Its product is annotated as transcription factor MYB80. NCBI's taxonomy places the organism in Eukaryota, Viridiplantae, Streptophyta, Magnoliopsida, Poales, Poaceae. The record is from RefSeq and is a predicted model, not a curated record. The coding region runs from base 203 to 1318 and encodes 371 amino acids. The transcript has 2 exons.